Messenger RNA from Acaulospora morrowiae, 294 nucleotides. The record is from the annotation of a GenBank genome assembly. NCBI's taxonomy places the organism in Eukaryota, Fungi, Glomeromycota, Glomeromycetes, Diversisporales, Acaulosporaceae.
AAAUUCUUUUUGAUGAAGGACGACCCUCUCAAGGGACCACGCUUGAAGAGCUCGAAGUACUUUGAAUACAAAUGUCCUAAAAAAAUUUUAGGCUUACAUGGAUUCUUCUAUAAAGAGCCAGCGUCAAAAUGGUGUCUUGAAACUUUUUUAAACAAUCUUAUAGAUAAAGAAACUGACUUGGACUUCGAACAAUCAAAAGAGCUUUUUUUUGCCAAUUUGACUCAAAUAAAAAACCACAAGGCCAUAGAUAAUCCUAUUCGUUUAUUUUGUUCUAAUUACAUUGACUGGAUAGAG